GACAAAACUUUGUAUAUUUGGAAACAUGAAAACAGAUGAAAAACUGUGGCAAUAUUAUCAGGGGGAUUCCAGUUGCUGACUCAGGGCUGUUGCUCCUUGGUUGCCCCCAGAAAGUAAUUUUUCACUUUAUGAAGUUGUAAGCAUUUUAGCAGUGCCCCAGUAUUUUAUUAUUAAACUUCAUAUUAGAAUUACAUUGCACCAGCAUUAUCUGCAGUUUAGAAUUCAUAGCCUUAAUUCUUUGCUAUAAGGGCAGAAAACUGGUAAGAGGCAUGAGAGGUGGGGUGGGGAAGCAUGCAUACUGCUGUUAAGUGCCAAAAGCAGGGAAGGUAUAUUUUUCAAACUAGUGGUCUUCUCCACUUCCUCAGCAGUGGCUGGAAGCUCUGAUGUGUGGCCACUAGUUGAAAAUCAUUGGCUGGCCUAUGAGUCGUUGCUUGUGGGAGUGAGUUCCAACUCUCAGAUAACACUGCAGUGGGAAACAACUUGGAAUCUAGAACUUGGAUUUGCAUUUUGUCACCUCCAUAUUCUAAGAAGGUCAGAACUAUGGAGAAGAGAUUGCAAGUAAUGUUUUAAAUUUUUAAUUUCAUAUAUGUAUACACUUUUUAAAUUUUUAUUAUAGUUUUAUGCAUGUACAUAGUUGAAUAGUACUUCAGGGCUUAUAAGGAAAAAAGCUGGCACCAUCUUUUUCCAUUCCUCAGGAGGCAUCUCAGCCUUUAGCUUAUUUUUAACACCUUGAUUUCUGUUUUCUAAGUAAUAGGUUUAUACAGCUGUCUCAGAUUAUUAUGUUUAGACUAAUCUGAUGGUUUAUACCUGAUUAAGUGAAGAUUUCUGCCCUUUUCACUUCUCAUUCUCUGUUUUCGGUUAAGUCAGCACCAUUGUUUGCAUUAUAAUGAUCAUAUUUCUGUGUUCAUUCCUGAGCUAGAUAGUUUAGUUACAUUUCCCUCAGAACAUUUUAUCUUGGUUUUACGUUCAUAUCACUAAUUCUUCCAAAACAGCAACAGAUAAGUCAAAUUCUUUAACCUGUUUUCCAUGUUAAAGCCCUAACAUGUUUCUUGUUUCAGCCUGGACUGCUUUCUUGGAGUACAUGGCAGUCCCUGAGACUUCAUCUUGGGAUUUGUUUUCCUCUCCCCUUGGAUUGGAUUUCUGGGCCCUGCCUUUGUUACUAGAUUACUUUUUUGCUAAAGAAGAACACUUCAGGAACUUCUGGGAAUGGGUGCAUGGGGGUGUCAAGUUACUGAGAUUUUACAUGUCAAAGCUAGUUUGGCUUGGUAUAUAAAAUUGUAGGUAGAAACUCAAAUCAGGAAUUUAGAAGGCAUUGUGCUACUGUCUUCUAGUUAGAGCAUUGGGGUAUCUGACUCAAUUUUUAUUUUCUGAUUUGUUUUCUUAGACUGUCACUAGUGUUCUAAAAGUUCUGUGUUCUAGUGUUUUAAAAUACAAUUGUGAUACUGUGCUCUGUGGGCUCUGGCAAUCUGGAAAAAAUUUAAGUUCUUAACCCUUCUUCCUCCUUACACACACACACAUGCUUUCUUUGUUCUGGAACUCCAUGAGAUUCUAGAGCUGUUGGAUUUCAUUUCCUCUCUGGGAGGUUUCUGUAACAGUUUUCCAAUUUUCCUAAUGCAUUUUAAUCUUGAUUAACAUGAAGGUACCUGCCUAUAUUUAGUUCAACACUUGGUUGUUGCCUCCAAUUCCUGAGCCUGUCUGAACUCUGCAGGGCCAGUCCCCUCAUCAGUGGUCAUCCCCAGAGGCUGCUAAUGCACAUACCAGCUGCUGUCUCUCUCUCAUAAUCAAUAACUUUGUUGAAGUCUUAGUAUUGUUUCCUCCUAUUUGCAUUCUUGGGGUUUUGUCAUUUUUAUUGCUACUCUGCCUUUUUACUGUGGUUUUAGGAGAAAGAUAAAUGAGUGUUAAUCUGCAUAUGAAAUUUAUCAAUGGGUGCUUUUUAUUUAUGAACUUGAUGCGGUAGUUGUUGGACAAAGAUUACUGGGGAUUCAAUAUAUAACAAUGAGUUUUCUCAAAAGGAAUAAAAUGGUGUAUGAUUGACCAGUUCAUUCCUUGAUUCUUGGUUAAUCUUGCUAGUUUAAAGGAAUUUAAAAUGGUUCCUGCCUAAUCAGUUCUUUAUUUUGAGGCUCAAACAUUAGUGUUGAAUCCAUCAGCAUCUGUGACUCAAGGCUUUGAUGGUAUUUACAUCUGGCUACUGUGAGAAAAUAUUUGAAAGAAAAAGCAGGAAAUACUCAAGAAUGUCCCCAAUUCAAACAGUUCAUGUGAGAAUACCCAUCUUUGAGCCUGACCUCUUGUUGAUGUGGCUCACCUCUCAGACAGGUAAGGUAGGUUAUCUUGCUUUGCUCUUAAGUGGUUCUCCAGAAGUCUUAACUGGCCACAAACAAAAACAGCAAAAAAAAAAAAAAACAACUCCCACCUCACUGGUAUAAAAUAUGGUUGAAUUCAGACUUUGCUGUGAGGAAUUGCUUAGUCUCCAUUUCCCUCAUUGCUGAGUGGGGAUUAAUAUUUCACAGGGUUGUAAUGUAGAGAGAAAAACGCAUAGUAAAUGCUCCAAAUGAGGCUAUUCUAUUAUUUCUUAAAAGGAUAAAUGUUUUAAGAUCUGGUAGUUGGGAGAUGAUUUUUAAAACAGCAUCUUGGCAAAUAGAAUAACAGCUAAUAUCUUCAUUUUUAUAGAAAUUUGGCCUGGCUUUUUAAUGCAUAAUGUGCUUCUGAGUCAACAGUUACAUUAUCUCCGUCAUGAAUUGGUCCUCAGGUAUAGAUGAAGUUUAAGAAGAUGACGGUCUUUCUUCCCCCAAAGUAGAGCUGUGAAGCAAGUUUGCUGGAGCAAACAUUUUCUAAUUGAUGUGCAGUGUUUCAAGGAUGACUAAUGUCUAUCUAGUCGUGGCAGUGGAAGGGACAAUGAAUCGCUCUUCCCAGGCUGGCUUCCCCGGCAUUCCUGAAGAUAGAAAGCUUUACGUUGUGGAUUCCAUAAAUGACUUAAACAAACUAAACCUCUGCCCUGUGGAGUCUCAGCAUCUGUUCCGUAUGUCUCUUGAGGAGAAAGUCCCAGUCAUUGGCACUGACCCAGGGAACGGAAGCCACCGUCUGUUUUUUGUGGGGCUGAUAAUUGUGCUGAUUGUCAGCCUGGCACUCGUUUCCUUCGUGAUUUUUCUAAUAGUUCAAACUGGAAACAAGAUGGAUGAUGUGUCAAGAAGACUAAUGGCUGAGGGAAAGGACAUAGAGGAUCUUAAGAAAAUCAACAGCAUGAUCGUAAAGCGCCUCAACCAACUGGACUCUAAACAGAACUAAAGAAGUGAGCAUCUAAGAACUGCUAACGCCUGAGCUUCAUACUUUCCUGGGAGUGUACGGGGUUAAGAAUUGAGCAAGCACAUUUCUGCAGGCAGCAAAUUACCUGGUUAGUGAACUCAGCAGGGAUGGGAAGGACUCCAAGGCGAAGGGGUGUGGGGACAACAGCCAGAAAGGGGCUUAUGUUAUUACAGGGUCCUUUUGCCGUAACGGGCUUCAGGGUGGCUGACAUGGUGGAGAGCUCACAGUAAGCAAGAGGAUUUGGCUCUGUAUGUGCACCUUCUCUUACAAAAGGAGCUUUGUUACCAGAUAAGUUCAUGGUGCUGGAGCCCAUGUACCUUUAUGAACUUCCUUGAAAGCCUAAAGAACUCAUUGAAUUAUUUGAAUGCAAAGGAUCCAGGUGAUAACUUUUCAAUAAAAAGAAUUCUGCUCAGGUGAUUACACAUUGACUCUUACUUCCCCAGGGACAAGGGGUGGGUGGACUUUAGAGCUCGUUGCCUUCUGGUAUUUGCAGGUAGUAUUAGGUAUGUGUGGUGGUGAGGAGGUAAAAGAGAGCAGUUGAUUCAACUGAUGGUGAUGAGCUUUUACUUUGUGCAAAACCCCCUACUCUAGAGGAGCUCACAUUCAAGUAUGGGA
Molecule: messenger RNA, 3915 nt
Organism: Manis javanica (Malayan pangolin)
Lineage: Eukaryota; Metazoa; Chordata; Mammalia; Pholidota; Manidae
Source: RefSeq, a predicted model, not a curated record